This is a messenger RNA of Erigeron canadensis, 1482 nucleotides long. Its product is annotated as putative UPF0481 protein At3g02645. NCBI's taxonomy places the organism in Eukaryota, Viridiplantae, Streptophyta, Magnoliopsida, Asterales, Asteraceae. The record is from RefSeq and is a predicted model, not a curated record. The coding region runs from base 1 to 1482 and encodes 493 amino acids. The transcript has a single exon.
AUGGCCCAAACUUCCAAAUUUAGUCACAAAACAUGGUUAGAGCAAAUUAGUAACUCCAUGAAAACAAACGCAUCUGUCAAUAAGGAUAAUGAGACCACGCUUUGUAUUUUCGCAGUUCCAGAAUCCUUCGUCGAAGAAAACCCUGAAGCGUAUAAGCCUCAAAAGCUCGGUCUUGGCCCUUACCAUCAUUUUAGGGACGCGGUUUACAAAAGCGAGUGGGACAAAGUUGCCACGGUGAGGUCUAUGUUAAAUGAGGACCAUGUCAACCAGUUCAAUGAUCUUGUGGCAAAAAAGAUCAGACCUCUCUAUGGCAUUGUCCAUGCUUUUUAUGGCAACUUCUUUGAUAUGGAUGCCGAUACGUUUUCAUGGAUGUUUGCUAUCGACGGUUUGUUCUUGUUGAGUCAGAUAUACUCUUGCAACAGGGAAGAGUUUGUUAGUGAUAUUAUGAUGCUAGAGAAUCAAAUACCUUUUUAUGUUUUGAGAGAACUUAGAGCCACUUUUCAUGGUUUUAUGAACCAUGUUGAAGACGAUGAUUGGUUCUCGAACCAAUUGAUAAAAUUUUGCCACGAAAUAAUUUCCCCUUUGGAUAUUUCAAAAGAGGCAAAAGAUUGUCUUGGCUGUGCAUCUUCUUCUGGAAAGCAUUUAUUGGAUUUGUUGUAUAAAUUGAUCGUGUAUAAUGGAAGCACGGAACAAGGUAAAUUCGAACGUUCUUCUGGGAAGAGUAAAGUCGCUCGUAUCAAAGAAAUCAAAGAGUCUGUUCGUGCUAAGUUUCCAUCGUGUUUGAGCUUUCGUCAAGGGUUAGGACACGUAAUGUUUUUAACAAGAACAGCAAUCGACGUGGCGUUACAUUUGUUUACUAGGAAUGAGGAAGAACAAGCUGAACAAGACAAGAUCAAUUCAAAAGAGAUUAAAAUCCCUUCCGUUUCACAACUUCACGACGUUGUAAACGUCGAAUUCAAAGUUUCACAAGGAGGAAUUAGAAGUGUUGAGUUUGAUAAAGAGCACAUGACUUUUUAUCUUCCUACUAUCAAUGUGGAUGAAAACACUGAAGUUAUUUUAAGAAAUUUGGUAGCUUAUGAAGCUACAAUGCUGAACUCUAAUAGCAUUUUAAUUUUCGCUGAGUAUGUUGAUUUGAUGUGUGGGAUUAUCGACAAGCCAAGAGACGUAGCGAUAUUGAGGAAACGGGAAAUUGUAAGAGCAGGGAAUAAUAUGGAUGAUGAAGAGAUUGCAAAACUGUUUAAUGGGAUAAAGUGUACUACUUGGGACAGGAAGAGAAAACAUCAACUCAACAUUGCAUUGACAAAGGUUAAUGACCGGUUCCUGAAUAGCACCAAGUAUAAGGUUUUUCGGUUUAUGAAGAAACAUGUUUACAAUUCCUGGAAGUUUUUGACGUUAAUGGCAACAAUCGUGCUGCUGAUACUGACCGGUUUCCAGUCAUUCUGUGACGUUUAUGGUUGUAGCGACCAUUUCUUCCCCAACUAG